Molecule: messenger RNA, 831 nt
Organism: Nicotiana attenuata
Lineage: Eukaryota; Viridiplantae; Streptophyta; Magnoliopsida; Solanales; Solanaceae
Exons: 1
Coding region: 1-831 (276 amino acids)
Source: RefSeq, a predicted model, not a curated record
AUGAGGCAAAUCCACAGCAUUCAACAAGGACCUUGGCUAGGUAUGGGAGACUAUAAUGCUGUAGUACAUCCACAAGAUAGACUAUGUGGUACAGAGGUUCAAGAUAUGGAAACAAAAGAUUUUAAGGAGUAUAUGAGGGAUACAGGGAUGAAUGAGUUGCAGUAUGUGGGGAGGAACUACACCUGGACUAAUAAUCAUACCUAUAGCAGAAUUGAUAGGGGACUUGUAAAUGUAACUUGGAUGAUGACAAUGCCAAAUGUGAAAGUUCAGGUGCUAGAACCAAUGGUAUCUGAUCACUCACCACUGAAGUUAGUAAUCUGUCAGGCACAAGGAAAGAAGAACAAGCCAUUCAAGUUCUUUAACUGUAUUGCUGACCACCCUCAAUUCAUGCAACACAUUGAAGAAGCUUGGAAGGACAGAAGCACAAAUGGUAGAAUGCAGACAGUAUGGAACAAUCUUAAAGGGGUAAAGGAGGCCAUCAAGAAUCUAAACACUCAGCAUUACAAAGGGGUUGAUGGAAAGAUAAAAGAGAUAAGGAGGGAGUUGCAGGGAAUACAAGAGGAAAUGAGCUCAAAACUGCAGAAUAAGGAAUUGAUUGACAAAGAAAAAGAGCUGAAGGGUGAGUUAGAAAAAUGGGGAAAGAUAGAAGAAAGCAUAUACAAGCAAAAGUCAAGAGUGCAAUGGUUGAAGUUGGGAGAUUCUAAUUCAGCCUACUUCUUUGCACAAAUGAAGAAUAGGAGUUACUUGAAUGGAAUUCAAAGCUUAACAAAUGAGGUGGGAGCUCAGCUUAUAAUGGAGGAUGAUAUAGAUCAAGAGCUGAAAGCAUACUAG